Messenger RNA from Adineta ricciae, 288 nucleotides. The record is from the annotation of a GenBank genome assembly. NCBI's taxonomy places the organism in Eukaryota, Metazoa, Rotifera, Eurotatoria, Adinetida, Adinetidae.
AUGUGUGGAGUACCAGCUAUUGGCGGCAUUUUUCGUGCAUGCAUGGCAACUGCUUUGGAUUCUUAUUUCACUGUUCUUGCUGAUGGGAGAUUAACGAAAUAUUAUAGUGCAUCUUUGACCGGAUAUCAAUCGGGCAUGUUUUGUUUACGAAGAUCAGAGAAUAUGCAUUUUAGGUUGUGUCUCUCGUUUUCACUAUUACCUUCCUCAGCCGGAGAAGACCCAGUCAAAAAAACGAUGAAUCAGAAAGGUUAUUCCACAAAUCAUUAUCGUAUAAAAAAUCGACCAUAA